AGUUCCUUAGCGAGUACUACUUUAGUCUCUGCGAUGCCAUUCCUCCGCGUUGCAUCCAGCUUCGCAACAUCAUCCCCAACGCGUUCACUAUGUCUAUCAUCCUUCCUGACCCUCAUCUACGCAAAUUUGACUCGAUUCCCGAAAUGGGACCGAUACCACCCAUUCUAUCAGACUUUGCUUCACGUCUCAAAAGCGCUGACCUCCGCAACAACCUCGAUCAAUACCUCCUUAAUUGUGGAACCCCUUCAUUCCUUACAACACUCAAAAAUCGCUUGAGCCUGCCCGACGUGCCAGAGGGUUCAUCCGAGUUGUACAACCUGUCACUAAUAAAUUCCCUAUAACCAGGUUGGGUGCGCAAAUGUGACUUCCGCGUGAGGGCCUAUCUGAUAGGGGUGACGCUUGCAGGGGCGCGCCCGACGCACCAAAUAUGUAGGGCUUGCGGUCCUGCGUCCUUAUGUUAUCCGAAGGGCAGAAACUUGCAGAGGAAUGCCUCAUCGAAGCUACAGGGUCAUCUUAGUCCCAGGCCUGAAACUGUCGAUUUAUGUACCCAAUGCCGUGCUGUCCUGUUAUCUUGCAUUGUUCAUGUCGCUCGUGUAUUUUCAGUGUUAAAAUAUUGAAUAUUGAUCUAGGAUUGAAUACUUUGAUGUCGAUCGGGUUCCCCUUGUUAUCUCGCAUCAAUGUUUUUCUUUCACACUGCCC
Messenger RNA from Suillus discolor, 699 nucleotides. RefSeq lists its product as uncharacterized. NCBI's taxonomy places the organism in Eukaryota, Fungi, Basidiomycota, Agaricomycetes, Boletales, Suillaceae. The record is from RefSeq and is a predicted model, not a curated record. The transcript has 2 exons. The coding region runs from base 90 to 341 and encodes 83 amino acids.